GCAGAACGCGCACUGUGGGUCGCACUCAGACCCGCGCGGGAGUCCGGGCUACGCACUUGGCUGCAUUGCCGUCCCCAGCCGCGCAGACCAGAGCGUUGAAUUCCCGCGGCAGGAAAGCACUGACACCAUGUGGGUCCAGGUGCGGACCAUGGACGGCAAGGAGACUCACACCGUGGACUCGCUGUCCAGGCUGACCAAGGUGGAAGAGCUGAGGCGGAAGAUUCAAGAGCUGUUUCACGUGGAGCCGGGUUUGCAGAGGCUCUUUUACAGGGGCAAGCAGAUGGAGGAUGGCCACACGCUCUUCGACUAUGAUGUGCGCCUCAAUGAUACCAUCCAGCUGCUGGUGCGCCAGAGCUUGGUGCUGCCAUCCAGCCAGGAGAGGGACUCUGAGCUCUCGGACACAGACUCGGGCUGCUGUCUGGGCCAGAGUGAGUCGGACAAGUCAUCCACACAUGGUGAGGCUGCCACCGACGCAGACAGCAAGGCUGGCCUGGCCGAUGAGGACACGUGGGACGAGACAGAGCAGGGAUUCUACAAGGUGAAUGAGUAUGUGGACGCACGGGACACGAACAUGGGCGCGUGGUUUGAGGCGCAGGUGGUCAGGGUGCUGCGGAAGGUGCCAUCAGCGGACAACGAGCCCUGCAGCUCCACCACCAGCCCAACGCCUGAGGACGAUGUCAUCUACCGUGUGAAAUACGAUGACUACCCUGAGAACGGCGUAGUCACCAUGAAACCCCAGGACGUGCGUGCGCGUGCCCGCACCAUCCUCAAGUGGCACGAGCUGGAGGUAGGCCAGGUCGUCAUGCUCAACUACAAUACUGACCACCCCAAGGAGCGCGGCUUCUGGUAUGACGCUGAGAUCUGCAGAAAGCGCGAGACGCGCACGGGACGUGAGCUGUAUGCCAACGUCAGGCUCGGGGACAAUUCCCUCAACGACUGUCGCAUCGUCUUUGUGGAUGAAGUCUUCAAGAUCGAGCGUCCAGGCGAAGGCCCUCCCGUGGUUGAGAACCCCAUGAGACGCAAGAGUGGCCCAUCCUGCAAGUACUGCAAGGAUGACCCCAAUAAGCUGUGCCGCAUCUGUGCCUGCCACCGCUGUGGGGGCCGGGAGGCUCCCGACAAGCAGCUGAUGUGUGACGAGUGUGACAUGGCGUACCACCUGUACUGCCUGGACCCCCCACUCAGCAGUGUGCCUCCUGAGGAGGAGUGGUACUGCCCUGAUUGCCGGAAUGACGCCAGCGAGGUGGUGCUGGCUGGGGAGAGACUACGAGAGAGCAAGAAGAAGGCAAAGAUGGCAUCAGCCACAUCGUCCUCGCAGCGGGACUGGGGCAAGGGCAUGGCGUGCGUGGGGCGCACAAAAGAGUGUACCAUUGUCCCGUCUAACCACUACGGGCCCAUCCCGGGCAUCCCUGUGGGCACUAUGUGGCGGUUCCGUGUGCAGGUCAGUGAGUCCGGCGUCCAUCGGCCUCACGUUGCAGGUAUCCAUGGCCGGAGCAACGACGGGGCCUACUCCCUGGUCCUGGCCGGGGGCUAUGAAGACGAUGAAGACAAUGGGAAUUCUUUCACCUACACAGGGAGUGGCGGCCGGGAUCUUUCUGGCAACAAGCGGACUGCUGAGCAGUCAAGUGACCAGAAACUCACCAAUACCAACAGGGCACUGGCUCUCAACUGCUUUGCGCCCAUUAACGACAUUGAGGGUGCCGUGGCCACGGACUGGCGCUCGGGGAAGCCAGUGCGGGUGGUGAGGAACAUGAAAGGUGGCAAGCACAGCAAGUACGCGCCCGCCGAGGGCAACCGCUAUGAUGGCAUCUAUAAGGUUGUGAAGUACUGGCCUGAGAAGGGCAAGUCUGGCUUCCUCGUGUGGCGCUACCUCCUGCGGAGGGACGAUGAUGAGCCUGGGCCCUGGACAAAGGAAGGGAAGGACCGCAUCAAGAAGCUGGGGCUGACUAUGCAGUAUCCAGAGGGCUACUUGGAAGCCUUGGCCAACAGGGACAAGGAGAACAAGAGGGCGUCUGAGGAGCAGGAGGACCUGUCACCUUCCAAGAAGGGCAAAUGGAAGCGGAAGACAGCAGGCCAGAGUGGCUCUGGGGUGCGGACUACCAAGAAAACCAAGCUGGAGCCCUACAACCUCACGGCCGAGCAGAACAAGCUCAUCAAGGCGGACGAGAGCAAUGCAAAGCUGUGGACAGAGGUUCUCAUGGCACUCGGGGAAGGCCUGUUCCAGGUGUUCCUGAGCAAGGUGGAGGAGACGUUCCAGUGCAUCUGCUGCCAGGAACUGGUGUUCCAGCCCGUCACCACUGUGUGCCAGCACAACGUAUGCAAGGACUGCCUGGACAGGUCAUUCCGUGCCCAGGUCUUCAGUUGCCCGGCCUGCCGCUACGACCUGGGCCGCGGCUACGCCAUGCAGGUGAACACUGCGCUGCAGAACAUCCUCAACCAUUUCUUCCCCGGCUACGGCAGCGGCCGGUGA
This is a messenger RNA of Octodon degus (degu), 2467 nucleotides long. RefSeq names its product ubiquitin like with PHD and ring finger domains 1 (gene Uhrf1). Gene Ontology annotation, molecular function: ubiquitin protein ligase activity; protein binding. The transcript is spliced from 17 exons. The coding region runs from base 128 to 2467 and encodes 779 amino acids. The record is from RefSeq and is a predicted model, not a curated record. Gene Ontology annotation, biological process: negative regulation of gene expression via chromosomal CpG island methylation. Lineage: Eukaryota; Metazoa; Chordata; Mammalia; Rodentia; Octodontidae.